GACCAGUGUGCCACAGGAGGAAAUAUCGAACAGUUUUGCUCAUCCUUAGACGCGUAUGCUGCAGCAUGUGAAGGUAGAGGUAUAAGUCUGGGAGACUGGAGAGAAGAGACAUUCUGUGCAGCCACCAAUUCCACUGUGGAGCCUUCGACAUCAUUCACUACCACGGACGGGACAGUUCCCCCAGCUCAUUGUAACAUGUCCUGUUCAUUUGACACUGACUUCUGUGACUGGACACAGUCAGUCUCUGACAGCUUGGAUUGGAAACGACACCGAGGGCCAACCUCCUCGCCAAACACAGGACCCUCGUACGACCACACUACAGGAGAUGGUUACUUCAUCUACCUGCAAGGGAGCGAGGCCAGCUCUGGAGCUGUGGCUCACUUGGAGAGCCCUGUGUGCAGUGCCAAUGGAGCCCAUUGUUUCCGCUUCUGGUAUCACAUGUACGGAGUGGCUCAUGCAAUGGCACUGAGAGUUUAUGUCACUGAGGAUGGAGCACCCCGUCUGGUGUGGUCAGAGACAGGAAAUAAGGGCGAUAGGUGGAACUUUGCAGCAGUCACUGUGUAUAACAGAGGAGAUAUGCAGAUCGUCCUGGAGGGGAUGCGGGGUGAAGAUUUCCGCAGUGACGUAGCAGUGGAUGAUGUAUCUCUCGUAGACGGAUAUUGCCCAGGCGAUGGACCGACAACAACAGUGAGCCCCACAUCAGUCACCUCUCCCUCUUCUACAGGAACCACCACGUCACCUCCGUUGCCAAGUUCAGAGUCCUGUGUGGUGUCAGGGGACCCUCACUACUACACCUUUGAUAAACAAACCCAUCACUUCAUGGGGACCUGCGCCUACACCCUGUCCAAGCUGUGUGAUGGGAACAGCACGCUGCCCUACUUCAAUGUGGAAGCAGCGAAUGAGCACAGAGGAGGCAACGCUCGCGUGUCCUAUGUCGAAUAUGUGGAUGUUGAUGUUUAUGACGUGAGGAUAACACUAGAGAAAGGGGGAGUCGUGAAGGUAAAUGGAAAGGGAGAGAUCGUCAUCCCCUUUGCCCCAUCGUCGGGUGUGCAAAUCUCCUCCAGCGGGCUUUAUGUCGUGGUCAGCACAGACUUUGGGUUGACCGUGAAGUUUGAUGGGAACCAUCGAGUGGAAGUGACUCUUCUGAGCUCCUUUAAAGAGAAGGUUUGUGGGAUGUGUGGGAACUACAACGGGAACGCAGCAGACGACUUUCUGAAUCCAGAUGGGGUGCUGGAGGCAGACUCUACCAGCCUUGGCAACAGCUGGCAGGUCUCCAAUCACACCAGCUGUCUUCCAGGAACGGGCCAUGAUCCAGUCUGCGACGAGAGUGAUAAGCAAAUCAUUGCCAGCAGUGCUUUCUGUGGUCUCCUGACAGAUGUGAAUGGCCCAUUUAAAAAGUGCCACCGGGUGCUAGAUCCUACCAUUUACUUCAGCGGCUGCUUUUAUGACCAGUGUGAAUUGCAAAUGGAUCCUGACUCCCUCUGCAAAAGUCUGCAGUCUUACGCGGAUGCCUGUCGGUCCAGGGGAGCUGAGAUAGAUGCUUGGAGGAAUGCUACCUUCUGUCCAAUUGACUGUCCAGCCAACAGUCACUAUGAAGCAUGCACAGCAGCCUGCCCUGCCACCUGUGUCAACCCGAUGGCUCCUGCCAGCUGCAGCCUGCCGUGUGUGGAAGGAUGCGUGUGCGACAGUGGUUAUCUUCUCUACAACGAUGGCUGUGUCCCCAGCAGUCAGUGCGGGUGCUGGCACAACGGCAAACACUACCCUGUUGGCGCUGAAUUCUGGACCGAUGACACCUGCUCCUCUAAAUGCACAUGUCCCUCUCGGGGGAGCAAAGUAACCUGCUCUAACGCAGCCUGCCCAGCCGAUCAUUACUGCGGGGUUCAGAACGGGGAACCUGGCUGCUACCGUGAGACGUACGGGAUCUGCCGAGUCCACAACGACCCUCAUUACAACACGUUUGACAGAGAGACUCACCACUUCAUGGGGGUCUGCACCUACACACUGGCCAAAGUGUGCGCCAACUCCAGCUCUCUGCCUUAUUUCAACGUAGAAGCCAAGAACGAGCAUCGAGGGAACCCCACUGUGUCCUAUGUGCAGAAAGUCCUGGUGGAGGUUUAUGGACAACACAUAGAAAUUCUCAGAAACCAUCCGAGCCAAGUGCUGGUCAAUGAGGUGUUAACAACCCUUCCUGUCCGCGCAGCUGGUGGGUCAAUCACAGUGAGCAGGAGUGGACGCUACGUUAUCCUAGAGACAGAUUUCAGACUGAGGGUUUCCUAUGACACCGAUCACUCGGUGGAAGUGAAGGUGCCCACCACCUAUUUCAACAGGACCUGUGGCAUGUGCGGUAACUUUAACAAUCGGAGAGAGGAUGACUAUAUGAUGCCAGAUGGGCAGCAAGCCAAGAACUCUAAUGAGCUGGGAAACAGCUGGCGUGUCAAGGAUGACGAUCCUUCUUGUGAUGUCAUAGUCCCACCCGAUGACAUCUGCCCUGCAGACCAGGAGAACCUCUACAGAUCAGACAGAUUCUGUGGCAUGAUAACCAAGAGGCCUGGCCCCUUUGGGGUCUGCCACUCCGUGAUCAAUCCUGAGAGCAUCUUUGAGAGCUGUGUCUAUGACCUCUGUGCGCUGAAUGGGAGUGAGGCGCUCCUGUGUAGCGCUCUGGCGACCUACGCUGAUGCGUGUCGGGAAGCUGGGGUGAUGCUCCCCCCCUGGAGAAAUGCCACCUUCUGCCCUCCCACGUGCUCUGCUCCCAACAGCCACUACGAGCCUUGUAUGACUGCCUGCCCUGCCACAUGUCUGGACCGCCUCGCCCCCGAGAACUGCAGCAAGCCCUGUGUCGAGGGCUGCGCGUGUAAUUCUGGAUUCGUUCUCAGCGGAGGCACCUGUGUGCCGGAGGCCAAGUGCGGCUGUGUGUUCCAGGACAGAUACUACAGCGAAGGAGAGAGCGUCGUGACGGAGAACUGCACGAGCCGGUGUGAGUGUCUGGGAAAUGGCAACAUGACGUGCAGUGAGCUGUCUUGUGGUCCAGAUGAGAUCUGCAAGAUUCAAACUGGCCUGCGGGGAUGUUAUCCAGCCGGCACCGCUACCUGCCACAUCUACGGUGACCCACAUUACACCACCUUUGAUGGGAAACUUCACCACUUCCAGGGUGCCUGCAACUACACCGUGGUGGAGACCUGCGAUAACGCCUCUGGCAGCUUUAGGGUUACCACCCGAAAUGAACACCGGGGCAGCCCCAGCUGGACAGCCAUUAACUCCGUCGCCCUCACUCUGGAUGGCGUCCACAUUGCACUCGGGAAGAAAGGAAUUGUCUACAUUAAUGGUGCCCUGGCCUCUCUCCCUGAAACUCCUCUUCCUGGAGUGACCGUUUCACUCAUCGGACGCUACGUACAAGUUACGACCAACGUGGGCGUCCAGCUGCAGUUCAAUGGGGACCACGAGCUCUUUGUAAGAGUGACUGAGAAGUACAAAGGGAGACUGUGCGGAUUGUGUGGGACGUACACGGGGACCCAGCAGGACGACUUCAGGAGACCUGAUGGGGUCGUGGUGGCAGACGUCAAUGAAUUUGGAGCCAGCUGGAGGGUGCCUGACGACGAGUGGCCUUGCAAUUCAACUAUCGUCCCACCUGUAACGUGCACUCCCUCCGAGCAGCAGGCAGCCGAGGAACGGUGCAGAAUCCUAACGGACCGCGAGGGCCCAUUCGCACCGUGCCAUUCUGCGGUGCCAUCCGCCCUGUACUUUGAGAGCUGUGUCUAUGACCAGUGUGCCACAGGAGGAAGCUCUGAGCAGCUCUGCAAUGAUCUGGAAUCCUAUGCGGCAGCCUGUGCAGCGGCAGGAGUCGCUCUGGGAGAAUGGGCUGCAGACACUAUCUGCGAAGUCCUCACUACUUCAAGUCCAACUACAGUAGGCACCAGUCCAUCAGAGUCUACAACAGUGCAAGAUACAACCCCUGCUUCGGAGACCUCUUCGCCCCACACAAUAAGCACCACAGCAGAAGAAAGUACCACAGGAAAAUCCCCGACCACUGCAAUUCCAACUACAGUAGAGCCCUGUCAGACAGGCCGUGCCACCUGCAGUGCCUCAGGGGACCCGCAUUACUACACGUUUGACGGCAGAGUUCACCAUUUCAUGGGAAACUGCACUUACACCCUCUCCAAAGUCUGCAACGACUCCAGGGGGCUUCCACCCUUUGACGUGUCCACCACCAAUGAGCACAGGGGCUCCAAUACCAAAGUUUCCUAUGUAAAGGCAGUGCACGUGGAUGUCUAUGGAAGUCAGAUUUCCUUGCUGAAGAACAGGAAAGUGAAUGUGAAUGGCACCAGAAGGAACCUGCCUGUGGUGAUUGAAAACAAGAUCAAGGUCCAGAUCAGCGGGGGCUAUGUGCUCUUGGAAACUGAUUUCGGACUCUGGGUCAGAUUUGACGGCAAUCACUAUGUGGAGGUCGCAGUGUCCAGCUGUUACAAGGGGCAGCUCUGUGGUCUGUGUGGUAAUUACAAUGGUGAUGCAAAGGAUGACAACAUAAAGCCGAAUGGCAGCACUGCAGGAGAUUCCACUGAGCUUGGAGACAGCUGGCUAGUGGCAGAGAAUAACACCAUAUGCUCCCCUCAGCCAGUACCAGACUGUGACCCCCUGCUGGAGAGCGAAGCAAGGAAGAACACAGCCUGUGGCAUCAUCACCGACCCCGCAGGUAUCUUCAAGGACUGCCACGCCACAGUAGCUCCAGAGAAUUUCUUGGAAAACUGUGUUUACGACAUGUGUCAGACUGAGGGACAGACAGUGUCCCUAUGCAAUGGGCUGCAGGCAUAUGCAGAGUCGUGCACAAAUGCUGGGAUCUGCAGAGAAUGGAGAAAUAAUACUUUCUGCCCAAUCUCCUGUCCAGCAGGAAGCCAGUACGAGAGCUGUGGGAGCAGGUGUCCUUCCACCUGCGUGACUCCCUCUGCAUUUAGCCCUUGCAGCUCCUUACCAGUGGAAGGCUGUUUCUGUAAGGAAGGCUAUGUUCUGAGUGGAGACACCUGUGUGCCGGAGAGCAGCUGCGGUUGUGUGGAUGGAAACAACCACUAUCAUCAGUGUCUCACUGGGGAAGGAGCUCGUAGCAUGGAGAGCAUCAAAGGCAUUUAA
This is a messenger RNA of Mauremys mutica (yellowpond turtle), 5118 nucleotides long. RefSeq names its product zonadhesin-like. Bases 196 to 5118 code for a protein of 1640 amino acids. The transcript is spliced from 25 exons. Gene Ontology annotation, cellular component: extracellular matrix; membrane. The record is from RefSeq and is a predicted model, not a curated record. Lineage: Eukaryota; Metazoa; Chordata; Testudines; Geoemydidae. Gene Ontology annotation, molecular function: protein binding.